Molecule: messenger RNA, 402 nt
Organism: Didymodactylos carnosus
Lineage: Eukaryota; Metazoa; Rotifera; Eurotatoria; Philodinida; Philodinidae
Source: the annotation of a GenBank genome assembly
AUGAUUAUUAAAGGACGUUUAUUUACCUCUGCUACAACACAUUGUACUAAAAAAUUAUUACAUUUUGUCAAGAAAAUGGCGACAAAAGACGGGCAUGAUAAUCUGGAGAAUAUUCGUCAAAAUCUUUCAACACCCAGUUUAAGUCGACAGUUUUAUCCGGCAGCAGCAGUGAAUAAUCAUGAUUCAAUAAUUACUGUACUACAAUGGAAUAUUUUAGCUCAAGGUUUGCACGGUGCAGAAGGGAAUUUUAUUCGUAUUACAAAUCCGGACGUAGUUAACUAUGAAAUAAGAAAAUGGAGAAUAUUAGAACAAAUUUUAAUUUAUCAGCCGGAUUUAUGUGCCUUAGAAGAAGUUGAUAUUUAUGAUAAAUUUUUGAAACAUGAAUUACCAAAAUACAAGUAA